Messenger RNA from Pichia membranifaciens NRRL Y-2026, 1632 nucleotides. RefSeq lists its product as hypothetical. The record is from RefSeq and is a predicted model, not a curated record. Lineage: Eukaryota; Fungi; Ascomycota; Pichiomycetes; Pichiales; Pichiaceae. The transcript has a single exon. The coding region runs from base 1 to 1632 and encodes 543 amino acids.
AUGCUAGGAAGGCACACGGUUGUUAGAGGCUUCUGUCAAGCCCAGAAAAGAGCCUUUUCGUUGUCCAGACGGGCUCUGAUUGACGUGAACUCGCAUCAUUCGGUUUCAGACACUAUCAACCAUCUCCAAACACAAGGAGAAUCCGACCCGGACUUGAAAAACGGACAUUCGUAUCUGGACAUUAUUAACCACCAUGCCUCUCGGCUGGAAAAGCAAGGUCCCGAGUCCGCUGAAGAGGCCAACAAGGAGUAUAAUGAUUUGUACACCCUCUCUCUCCAGCUGUCGAAGUUGCUCGAGUCUACUCCUGAUGUGUCCGAAGAACUCAAGAAGAACAUUCUCAACAGUCUCAUUGAAAAGUUUACCAAGUACAAUUACGCUGUGUCAACUUUGGCAUUCAAGAAGUUGCUCAACGACAAGCAAAACUUAUCCCAGGGUUCGGUCAGCGAGUUGAUUUGUCACAAUCCCGGUAGAGUGAACUCGAGCUGGGAUGUGUACGAAUCUCUCAAGCCAGAGGAGCCUCACGACAAGAUAUUGGUUGCCAUACUGAAGAAGUUGCUUUACGGCGAUAAGGUGGAAAUCAAAGAGGGUUUGGCGGAUGUGGAUGUCGAAAAAGUGAUUAAAAUCUUCCAAGUCUAUGAGAGAAUCGGUAACAAAGAUCUGAUUGAUGAACAGUCGCUUCUCAAACUGGUCACGGAUUUGAUGAAGCUGGACUGUAGUGCUCUGAUCACCCAAAUGGUGAUUCCCUCCUCUAUCUUCGAAAAAAUCAUCAACGAUCCAGAGAACUUUGAUCUGAAAAAUGUGGACUACCUACACUUCUACGAAGCCUCAAUCAGCAAUGGUGUUUCACUUUCAGGCAAUGCAUUACUCAAAUCUCUUAUGCCAAUUUCGAAGUUACAGACCUCCACCGUACUUGAGUCCGAGAAUCUGAAAAAGGUGAAAGAAAAGUUGGGCGUCAGCAUACUUCAACUAGCACCAUUGCCAGACGUAGUUGACGAAAUCAGAGAACAAAUCCAAGAGCUAGGUCUGGAUGACGAAGCUCCAGUGAUGAUAGACUUGAUGAAGUCAGCGGGGUUCUACUCCAACGACUUACCCACCGCAAUCAAGUACUUCCAGCAUUAUCAAUCAAAGGUUCCAGACGGAACGGUACAGCAGAACGAUCUAAAAACUACUAUGUCCUUGGUAUUUGUGUACAGUUGCGUCAGUAGCAAUGACCCCAAAAAUGUCAAUGUUGCCGAAGCGUUGGUUCCACAGUCUCCACUACCUGCAGCAAACAACUUAGCAUCGUUAGUCCUUUUCCACGGAUGGUUUGGCGAUUCAGACAAGGCCUUUGAUAUCUACAACCAGUCAUUGGAUCUCUAUCUGAAGCCACUGGAGGAAUUUGUUAGCGAGAGAGGCAUGCUUGUCCAAGCUUUAGCAACUGUUUCUCUGCUUGGCAAAGAGAUAGGAUUGGCCAAACUCAUCAAGGAUAAGAGUUUGGAAAAUAAACUCAUUGACGAAACUUGUGAAAUCAAAAUCUCAAAUCUUUUCAAGGAGUAUGGUGACAAAUUAGAAGAAUGCAAAGAUAGUGAUGGUGCUUUUAGAGAGUCGAUGAAGAAGAUCUUCUUGAGGACGAUAAUUGACUUCUCCCCUUAA